Molecule: messenger RNA, 4381 nt
Organism: Clarias gariepinus (North African catfish)
Lineage: Eukaryota; Metazoa; Chordata; Actinopteri; Siluriformes; Clariidae
Gene: map3k7
Product: mitogen-activated protein kinase kinase kinase 7
Exons: 18
Coding region: 676-2493 (605 amino acids)
Biological process (GO): positive regulation of canonical NF-kappaB signal transduction; protein phosphorylation; JNK cascade
Molecular function (GO): magnesium ion binding; ATP binding; MAP kinase kinase kinase activity
Source: RefSeq, a predicted model, not a curated record
CUCACUUCCUGAAGCUCCAGAAAAGAAGCCGCUUUUGCACCGGGGGGGCAGAAACAACACACACGCAAAGACACACAACAACAACAACAACAUGGAGGGGACGAGUUAAAGUUCGUGCGGGUGGUGGAAUGGGUGGGAAGCCGUGUGUGAGACGGAGAGACGUUUUGAAAAAGAAAGCCCAAUGUCGGGGAAGCUGUGUUAGCUGGGGAGCUAAGCUAAGCUAAGCGGCCUAGCAAACUAGCUAACGGCUCCAGCGCGCAUUAUCGGCUGUCGCUUUACUUUUAUUCAGUUUAUGUUUCCGGCGCAAAAAAACACAAAAAACUCCACCUGUUGCCUUUUUAAACACGUUAUUGCAGACCGACAGGUAACGUGUCUGUCUCCUGCCACGUCCUUCGCACUUUGUUUUUGUUUUUUUUAAAGCUAACUUGUUAGCCCGGUCCUGCUAUGCUAGCUUGUUCGUUAUUUUGCCAGCUAGCUAGCUAACUUUCCAAAGUUGCUGCAGAAACCCCUGUCGGUGUGUCUGCGUGUGAGAUGCCCGGCCUGGCAGGACAGCCCCUGGUUCUUUUCCCCACAGGAGACGUCCUUCUCGCUGCCUACUGAAUGUCCCUAGCCUUGAUAUUUUCCACCGUCGUGUUUUUCAAGCUUGGUGUUUGUUAGCUAGCUAGCAGGCUAGCCAUGUCUGUCCCGUCCGCAGAAAUGCUCGAGACGCCUCCUGGGUAUCCCUUCGAAGAGAUUGAGUAUGCAGACAUUGAAGUGGAAGAGGUGGUGGGCAGAGGAGCUUUUGGGGUCGUGUGCAAAGCCAAAUGGAAAGGCAAAGACGUGGCCAUCAAGACCAUAGAGAGUGAAUCAGAAAGGACUGCCUUUGUCGUAGAGCUUCGUCAGCUGUCUCGUGUGAAUCACCCCAACAUUGUCAAGUUGUAUGGAUCGUGUCAGAGUCCAGUAUGUCUGGUGAUGGAGUAUGCAGAAGGGGGCUCUUUGUAUAACGUGCUGCACGGCGCAGAGCCUCUCCCUCACUACACGGCGUCGCACGCCAUGAGCUGGUGUCUGCAGUGCGCUCAGGGCGUCUCGUAUCUCCACGGCAUGAAACCAAAGGCGCUCAUUCACAGGGACCUCAAGCCACCCAACCUGCUGCUGGUCGCCGGGGGCACCGUGCUCAAGAUCUGUGACUUCGGGACAGCGUGCGACAUCCAGACCCACAUGACCAACAACAAAGGCAGCGCAGCCUGGAUGGCUCCUGAGGUGUUCGAAGGCAGCAACUACAGCGAGAAGUGUGACGUCUUCAGCUGGGGUAUUAUUCUCUGGGAGGUGAUCACGCGCAGGAAGCCGUUCGAUGAGAUCGGAGGUCCAGCUUUCCGGAUCAUGUGGGCCGUGCACCGCGGAACUCGUCCUCCUCUCAUAAAGAAUCUGCCCAAGCCCAUAGAAAGUCUGAUGACUCGAUGCUGGUCCAAAGAUCCCUCGCAGCGGCCUUCCAUGGAGGAGAUUGUCAAGAUCAUGACUCACCUCAUGAAGUAUUUCCCGGGGUCAGACGAGCCUCUGCAGUACCCCUAUCAAUAUUCAGACGAAGGCCAGAGUAACUCCGCCACCAGCACAGGUUCCUUCCCGAGCAUGAGCAACAAGAACGACGGGAGCAUGGAUCACGGCACGCCGGCCGGCACCAACGACACCAUCAAGACCAUCGAGAAGUUCGCACCGUUCAAACCAAAGGCUGAUCCACUGAGACCCGGGCAUUCUCUGUCGAGAGGAGGCAGCGUUGAGAGUCUGUCAGUGUCAGGCCGGACACACUGUCUGCCCUCAACGGACAACAAGCGAAUGAGCGCCGACCUCUCCGAGCUUAGGCAGGACGACAAGAUGCAGUUCUCUCUAGCUCGGCCGCAGUAUAAACGAGGCCACCGCAAAACGGCGUCGCACGGCACCAUUCUGGACAUUCCAGAGAUCGUCGUCACAGACGUACAGGCUUUUCUUUUAAAAGCCUCCUGCGAACUUAGACGGAGGUCAAUACAGGACAUCCCCGCCGUCUUUCCUGGAGACACAGGACCGGAAAGCAGGAACAGCAGCAGGUCGUCCAGUCCCAGCGUCAGGAUGAUCCCGUCCGAUAAAAACAGAUGCUUAGUCUAUUCACCUGACGAUCCUACAGACACUAACGGCUCUGAUAACUCCAUCCCCAUGGCUUAUCUCACCCUGGAUCACCAGUUACAGCCACUCGCUCCGUGCCCGAACUCCAAGGAGUCGAUGGCGGUGUUCGAGCAGCACUGCAAGAUGGCGCAGGAGUACCUGAAGGUGCAGACAGAGAUCGCCUUGCUCAUCCAGAGGAAGAACGAGCUGAUCGCCGAGCUCGAUCAGGACGAGAAGGACCAGCAGAACACCUCUCGACUGGUCCAGGAGCAGAAGAAGCUUCUAGAAGAGAACAAGAGCUUGUCCACUUACUUCCAGCAGUGCAAGAAGCAGCUGGAGCUCAUCCGCGCACAGCAACAGAAAAGACAGGGCACGUCAUGAUGCGUCGUCGUGUUAAAAACAAGAAAAGAAAAGAAAAAACAACACACACACACACAAGCCCCACACGCAGACUGGCUCGCCUCAUUUUCUUUAGUUUUUUUUUUUUUUCAUUCUUUUCAGCCCGAGUUUAUCCUGAUUUCCUCCUGUAGCAUUUCGACGCCGUGGAUCGAAUAAGGCCAAGACUGUGUACACGAGCGCAUGCUGCCUCCAGAACAGGAUCCAGAGCAUCUGAUAAAAUGCCAGUCCUCUUUUAUUACAAAAAAACAAAAACAAUGUGUGUGUAUGUGAGAAAGAGAGAGCGUGUGUGUGUUUUCUGUGUACAUGCACGAAUGGUCCUGACGAGCCAAAGUUUAGCCUUUUUGUGUUUUUAUUUUUUUUGUUUUGUUUAUUGUUUUUAAACAGCAGAUUCAUGGCCUUAGUGAAGGACCACGUCUGUGUAAAUCCUCGUCGGUUCACAGGGACGUCGGUUCGAUCCGUCAUCCAUCCCACAGCUCCUCCCUCGUGACCCCGCCCCUCCGGAGGAUCACGCGUUUGCCGUGCGGCCGACGAUCCUCGAGAAUGUGAACAGCAGUUUUACAAGUUACACGGAUUCUAAACUAGUUUUAUUUUGUUGAUGUGUAUAUAUUAUAUAUUAUAUAUAUAUUAUAUAUCUUAGUUGAUAUCUUAUUUUCAUUUUUAAACCUUAUGCAAAAACUACGUACCUUCUACGAUAUUUCUCGCUAACGUUCGAAAAGGGGGAUGUAUUUUGCGUAUGCCUUGCACGUUGUACCUUCAACCCAGCGCCUGUGACGAAAUAAGGGAGCCUCAAGAGAAAAGAAAAGAAAAAAAAAAUAGAUGCAAUAUUUUAAACCGAUUUUCUUGUUUUGUUUUUAUUAAUCAGCCGUCUAGCCAGAUUAACCCGGUUCAGCAGUAUAAGAUUACAUAAUUGUGAUACCAAGCCAGCUAAACAAUAUCAGUGUUCGAGUUUUAUUUGUAUUUUUAUUUUCAAAUCUUUUUUUUUUUAUCCCGCCCUCUUGUUUAUUUAUCAUACGUACAGUGACUUGCACACACAGGUAUCGAUGGGGUCGAAGCUGUAGAAUCAAGCAGGCUUGCUCCUGCCUGAUCUGUUUCUGAAUUUUAUUUUUUUUUGUAAUUGUUUUAAGUAUUCUUUAGUUCACAUGUUGCCUUAGAGGUUUAAUCGCUUGCGUUUACUUGCGUUUUAAUAAGGCAGACUCGUUAAUUGUUAUUAACAGUAUAACCAAUUGGUGUGUGUGAGUGGAAUUUUUUUUUUUUUUUUUUUUUAUCCAAAGGAAUGGAAUCCGGAAGCUAACGUGAGCCAGAUUUCUUUUCUAAAUCUGGUCCGAGAUGAGUUUGUUAAAUAUGCUGCAGAAAUCACUGACCGUCACGUUUUUCAUUUUAUCAAGUCGUCAGUUACGUCUCAUCUAAGAGAGAGAGAGCGAGAGUUCCCCUUUGUUUGAACCCCUGAGCUUGUCUGUUCCACACAGGUGACAUCUCUUCUCUUUCCUCCUUCUGAAAUUUGUUCACUCCCAGUUUUUUUUUUUUCCCCCAAUGCACAGUCACCUUUUGUUCACUUUCGUUACAUCUCAUUCACCCACCCAAAAAAAAAGUUUCUGAGCACGAAAAGUUCACAAUCUUCAUUUCUCUCCUUGUGUUUUUUUUUUCUAUUUUUUUUUUUCAUUUAAUUGUUCUGUACGAAAUUUGUUUAGUUUCUUCCUCGAGUUGAGUUUGUACGAUGAGUGUCUGUACUAUGCGCUGUACAUAAGACGUCUGAUUUCUUAAGCUAUGGGGAGCGGGAUUGCACAGAAAAGGUAUCGCAUCUUGAAAUAAAAACAGACAGGUGGACAUCGUUGAACUCUUUACUGUCUCUCUGUCUCACUGCGUGACUUUC